UCCAGAUCCCAGAGUAAGACCAGACCACUCUCCUCCAGAUCGAAGUCACGCUCUAAAUCGAGAUCAAAGUCUGGCUCCAAAUCUAAGUCCAGUCGGUCGAAGUCGAAACUACCAGCAACCACGACCACAACAGCGACUCCCGUAACGACCAGUACACCAGCUACGACCGCUGCAGGAGCGCCUUCUAGAGGAGAAAGCUCGCCAACGAAUACAGAGGACCCG
Molecule: messenger RNA, 222 nt
Organism: Amoebophrya sp. A25
Lineage: Eukaryota; Dinophyceae; Syndiniales; Amoebophryaceae
Source: the annotation of a GenBank genome assembly